Messenger RNA from Leptidea sinapis, 3514 nucleotides. RefSeq names its product GATA zinc finger domain-containing protein 14-like. The record is from RefSeq and is a predicted model, not a curated record. Bases 107 to 3250 code for a protein of 1047 amino acids. Lineage: Eukaryota; Metazoa; Arthropoda; Insecta; Lepidoptera; Pieridae. The transcript has 2 exons.
UGAUCGACUCAUGAAAGGUAUCCUAAAAUAAUUCAUUACUUAGGGCUGUGACAGUGGAAUUAUGUGAUUUAUCUUUAAGGACUGUGCAAAGUGUUAAAUAUUCGCAAUGAGGGCUAUAGAAACGAUUCCGAUAAUAGCGGUUAUUUCAUGGGUCAAUAGUGUAGUUUGCCAAGAUGGUUUCAACGGCCACGACAUGCUCCGUUUGCAACAAAUGGCAAAUAAUGGACAAAUUGAGAGUAUCGCGGGUUAUAAUUCAAAUCCUAACAGUCAGACAUUCUCGGCAAUGAACGUGCAGUACAGCUUACAAGAUGAUAAUAAAUACGAAGACUACAAUAGAGCAGAUCGUGGCAGAAAAAAGAUCUAUCGCAUUAAAAAUCCUUUUAGCCAACAAGAUGAUGAAAAACGUGAAAAUGUCUCUCAAGACAGCACCACGUCAGAUAGCAAUCAAUACACAGGAUUAGCGUACUCUUUGCCUCCUGAAGACUUUCUUAAGCAGAUGAGAGCAGAAAACUUGUAUCGUCAACAACAACAACAGCCAUCAACGCCAAACCCAAUGUUUUCUUAUACAGCAACACCACAGCCUCAAUUUAUGUACUCCACAUCAGGAAGUUAUGAUCAGCCGACCCAGUCAUCUCAACAAGAUUCCAGAUCUUAUAAUACUGGGUAUAACACAAAGCAAAACACUUUCCAAUAUAAUAAUCCAAAUUCAUACAAUACAGAUGUAGUGAAUAGCACUCCAGCGCCGACAUUUUUGUCUACUCAAGCUAAUCAGUAUAUUAGUACUCCAACUAACGCUUACGUAUCUGCUUCAUCUCCAAUCUACAUGACAAGUGCACCAAAUCUACAACCCUACGUAUCAUCCCCUUAUUCGCAAACUCAAAGUGGAACCAUUGAUUAUAGCAAUAGAGUAAGUACGCUGGCUAGCAGCCUUCAGCAUUACGAAAACAAUGCUGUAAAUAAUAAUAGGCAAUCAGAGCACUACGGAUCAGAAAGUGGAUCCCGAUAUUCUAAUAAUGUGCCAAAUCAAUAUCAAAGUUUAUAUGCAUCUUCAACUGCAUCUCCAGUUUCAUCACCAUAUUCCGAAGAAGUUCGUGAUAGUUCACAGGGUAACGCACUGAAUUUCAAUUCAAAUGCUUUACCAAAAUCGAGCCAUGAUUUAGCCCUAUCACCAUAUCACGGUAGUUACUACGGUAUUGAUCAGCAAGACAACAGACAAGACACGAAAAAUGACGGAUUUAAUAAAGAUUAUCAGUAUAACCAACUUUAUUACAAUUAUGCAAAACCUGAUAAUCAGCAGCUUAAUAACAUCAAAACUUCAAGGGAUUUAGAUCAAGGAACUGAAAAACCUGCUAUUUAUUCCCAUGGAGACUAUGGAUGGAGACUGUACGAUCAAAAACCAUCUCAUAGUUCUGAAAUAUCGUCUAUAACACAUUCUGAGUACCACAACUCAGAUAAUGACCAAAAAAACCAAUUGAAUUUUCAAAUGGAUUCAAUUAGACCAUAUAAUUAUAAUCAAAUUUCAAAAUCAAGUUCCGAGCAGUUAGAAGCAGAAGAAUUUGCAAGAGCCGCUGCUAAAGCACACGAGAACUAUAAGCAACAAUUAGAUGCAAUUAGAUUUUCAGGAAAUCAAUUUAAUAGCAAUAACAGUCCAACAUCAUCAAAUUCCUAUUUAAACAGCAACAUACAAUCUGAAUUUGUUACUCCAUCUCCUUAUUACUCUAUGAAUAUGAGAGAAAAUAGCUUCGAUAAUAAAUUGAAAAAUCCAUUUGACCACAAUAAAGCUAUUCAGAAUAUAAUUCCGUUAGCUGAUGUUUCUAGUGCAGUUCCAAUAACCGACAAACGUAACUCAAAAAAUAAUGUAUUUGAUGCAAAUGAUAAAUACAGCCUUGCUUUUUAUAAUAAAGAACAAACAACAAGUGAACAAACAAAACAAUACACACGACCCUUAAGCGAGUCUUAUUAUAAGGAUAAAAAUAAUAUGUAUUCCAUUAGUUUCAAUCCUGAACACUCUUUAGCAUCAUCAGAAAAAUUAAAACCAUCAUAUCAUAGUAAUACUCAAUCUAUGGACAUUAAUGAAUAUAUGAAUUACGUUAAUAACAAACGUUUCACAGACGAUUUACAGCGUUCAAAAGAAUCUCCAAAUCAAGCUCCAUCCUAUUUACAAGGAAACGUAGGUGUAAGUGGAAACAGUCAACCACAAAAUGUGCAACACAGUCCUUCAUCGGAUGCAUCUAGUUUUAUCAAUAUAAAUGACAUUCCUAGUCGGCUUGUACACAAUUUAAACCUUGAUACAAUACGAUUACAAAAUAUGAAUUUUGAGCAGGGUAAUAUUCCAAGUCCUUUACCAGUCAGAAUCAAUCAAAAUGUAGAAACUCAUCAGUUAGAUGUUACAUCCGACUUUUUAAACAAGCUGUUAGCAAAUAAACACCAAAAUAGAGCUGAAGGUGAAAGUCAAGCGAAUAAUUUGUUUGCAACAAUAAAUGGAUUUAGGGUUGCUAAUCCAUUUAAUUUAGAUCUUCGGUUAGUUGAGGAAAUGCUGAAAGGAAAGUCAGCAAGAGAUAAUAAUCAAGUAGCUCAUAAUCAGGACACUUCUUCUUCGAGACUACAGCCAAUGAAGUUAGAUGUAUCACAAUUACAGCAACUUUUAAAAAAUGACAAUAACAUAAUGGGGCUUAAUAGUGGCUUCAGUACAUUUUCUAACCCACUCCUCGAUUUAUAUAGCAGCAACCGUUAUCCAUUCCAGGGAGUUAAAUAUUCUCGUAGUGCAGAAGAAACUGAAAAUAUUCCAAUCACAGAUCCAUUUAUUAUGCACCCUAUAGGAGCAGUUAUUGAAGAGGACAAUACAUCAGAUAAAAUUAAAGAUGACUCAGCAAUAUCCGUAAGCAACUCUGACACAUCAACUUCUAAUGAAGAUAAAUUACCUAAAUUUAAUAAUCGCCAUCAACGCACAAUGGGAAGAUUUUCACAUAACCCAUAUUAUAGAAAGUAUCCUACAUUCAAACAUCCUUUGAUGAAUAGAAUGCGCACUAAAGGAGUUAUGAGUGACAAAACUAUUCGUAGGAGGCGUAUUAAUAGAAGUAAAAUUUAUAGGGGCUUAAAACCAGAUCUUUCUUUUGAAAAUGAAAAUAACUUAGAAGAAUCCAAACGGCCAGUGUCAAUAUUACUUAAGCCACCUCCAGUCAGUGAAGACAGGAUUGACGUGGUAGAAGAUCAAGAAAAUGCUGAAGAUGCUACUAAUGAUAGUUCGUAAAUUAAAUCUGAUGUUCAUAGGUUCUGACAGGUUAGAAAAAUGAUUUACAAAUAGAACAAUCAUUUUGUACAAUAAGCAUUUACCAUUAUUUCGUUACUCUAAAACAUUUUUUUUCUAUAAAGUUAUUCGUAUUUCUUACUUUCGUAAGAAUGCUUCGUUUAUUAAUUAUGAAAUUUGUAAAUAUAAUUAGUCAAAUAAUAAUUCAACUUGAUUAUGUUUAAGAUGUAAAUAUAUUUUUAAAUACUUUUAGAAAAUUAUUGCCAA